This is a messenger RNA of Silurus meridionalis, 2851 nucleotides long. It is a transcript of the gene rbm5, whose product is annotated as RNA binding motif protein 5. Gene Ontology annotation, cellular component: nucleus. The transcript is spliced from 25 exons. The coding region runs from base 140 to 2638 and encodes 832 amino acids. The record is from RefSeq and is a predicted model, not a curated record. NCBI's taxonomy places the organism in Eukaryota, Metazoa, Chordata, Actinopteri, Siluriformes, Siluridae. Gene Ontology annotation, biological process: mRNA splicing, via spliceosome. Gene Ontology annotation, molecular function: RNA binding.
GAUGCAGUCGUCAGUAGGAGGACGCGCGCUUUCAGGUUGGCACGAAGACACAUUUCACCUGUCGGCCGCAAGUUUUUUGGGGGUUAAACUUAUCGUUUAAAUUACGUUUUUAGUUGUUCUCUCAUUAGGUGACGCAGAGAUGGGUGCAGAUAAGCGGGUUAGCCGCACAGAGCGCAGUGGCAGGUACGGUUCCGAGCAGUCUCGUGAUGACGACAGACGAGACCGGCGAGAUCGUGACGAUCGAGGAUAUGACUCCCACCGCUGGAGCGACGAUCGGCGCAGUGACCGCUACGAUGGAGACAGAGGGGAUCGUAGUGAUCGGUACUGGAGCAGAGACAGUCCUGAGCGGGGUAGGAAGCGGCGUAGCAGUGACUGUUCUGAUGACGGUCACCAUUCUGAUGGUGAUUACUCUGAGCAUGACUACAGGGGAGACCCAGCUGAUGAAAAGGAGAGUAAGACCAUCAUGCUUCGUGGUCUGCCUGUCAAUAUCACAGAGGCAGACAUUCGAGCAGCCAUCGACCAGUUAGAAGGACCGCAGCCAAUGGAUGUGCGGUUGAUGAAAAAGAGAACAGGUAUAAGCCGAGGUUUCGCCUUCGUGGAGUUUUAUCACUUGCAAGAUGCUACCCGAUGGAUGGAGACCAAUCAGAAGCUGCUAAACAUACAGGGCAAGACGGUUGCCAUGCACUACAGUAACACUCGACACAAGUUUGAAGACUGGCUUUGCAAUUCGUGUGGCCUGUACAAUUUCCGGAGGAGGCUCAAGUGUUUCAGGUGUGGUGCCGCUAAAUCGGAUUCCGAAAGCAGUGUAACUGCUGGAAACACAGAAACCCAGUCCAGCGGUGAUUACUAUGGAGACACAAUCAUCUUGAGGAACAUCGCUCCACUUUCUACUGUUGAGGGCAUUAUGGCAGCCCUGGCACCAUAUGCUAAUUUGUCCCCCAGCAACAUUCGCCUUAUCAAAGACAAGCAGACCGGACAGAAUAGAGGAUUUGCUUUUGUCCAGCUGUCCUCUCCUUUGGAGGCAUCGCAGCUCCUCACCAUCCUGCAGGGUCUGCAGCCCCCACUCAAACUGGACGGGAAGACCAUUGGGGUCGACUAUGCCAAGAGUGCUCGGAAGGACUUGCUGUUGCCAGAUGGGAACCGCAUCAGUGCUUUCUCUGUAGCUAGCACAGCAAUUGCUGCUGCUCAGUGGUCCUCUAGCCAGCCACAGCAAAGUGUGGAACCAGCAUCGGAGUACAGCUUUCUGCAGGAAGGAUAUGUGCCUUAUUCACAGGAAUAUCAAGCCCAGUUUCAACAGCAGGGGGGAGCAUCAGACCCAUCUCAGGCUAAUGGCAUACUCGGAGCGGCUCCUGGAAUAAAGGUUCUCCCUGCAGCUGGAGCAGUGGUCAUCUCUCAGGGUGCCCAUGUUUAUCAAUCCCAUAUCAUUAGCCAGCCAGCCACACAGACAGUGCAGCCUGCAACCAUCACAGCUGCUGCCACCAUCUCGGCUCCUGCAGCUUCUGCAGUAUCUGUAUCUGCCACAGCUUCAGUAUCUCCCGCAGCUACUUCAACUUCCACUUCAGAUGUUAAACCAUGUGCCCCUGAUACUUCCACCUACCAGUUUGAUGAAUCAUCUGGCUACUACUAUGACCCUCAGACGGGACUAUAUUAUGACCCCAACACACAUUAUUACUAUAACUCGUACACACAGCAGUACCUGUAUUGGGACAGCGAGAAGCAAGCAUAUGUUCCUGCAGUGGAUUGCAACACUGCUUCAACUCCUUUUAAAGAGAGCAAGGAGAAGAAGGAAAAGCCCAAAAGCAAAACUGCUCAACAGAUUGCAAAGGAUAUGGAGCGUUGGGCUAAAAGUUUAAACAAGCAGAAGGAGAACUUCAGGAGCAGUUUCCAGCCUAUCAGUCAGGAAGAGAGGAGAGAAGCGGCGGCAGCAGAUGCUGGAUUCACGCUGUUUGAGAAAAAACAGACUGGUGGUUUGGAGAGGCUUGUUUCAGAGGCAGUGAAGACUACAGAAGAGGAAAGUUCAUCCUCAAAGGUAGGACUUGUGGCUGCCUACAGUGGAGACAGUGAGCCCGAGGAGGCUCCAGAAGGCGACGACAAGGAGGACAAAUUGACGGACUGGAAAAAAAUGGCCUGCCUCCUGUGCAGGAGACAGUUCCCCAGUAAGGAAGCACUAAUUCGCCAUCAACAGCUCUCAGACCUGCACAAGCAAAACUUGGAGGUUCACAGAAGAUCCAAGUUGACUGAAGCAGAGUUGGAGGAGUUGGAAAGAAAAGAGACUGAGAUGAAGUACAGAGACAGGGCAGCUGAGAGGAGAGAGAAGUAUGGCAUUCCUGAGCCUCCAGCACCAAAGAAGAGGAAGUUCACCCAGCCAGCCCCAGUAGUAGUGAAUUAUGAACAGCCCACGAAGGAUGGGCUGAACAGUGACAACAUUGGCAAUAAGAUGUUGCAGGCUAUGGGCUGGAAGGAGGGAAAAGGUCUUGGCCGAAAUCAGCAAGGCAUCACAGCACCUAUUGAGGCCCAGAUGAGAACGAAGGGAGCCGGGUUGGGUACCAAAGGCAGUAAUUACACCCUGUCUGCAUCAGAUACAUACAAGGAUGCUGUGAGGAAAGCCAUGUUUGCACGCUUCACUGAAAUAGAAUGAGGGUGUAAAGUCCUUUCAUUGCGUGCUAUAAGAUGGUCUUCGCGUCCAUGAGAAGCUGUAUAUACGUAUGGUGAACUGGUGAUGACCGGUGUGUGUGUAUAGUGUCUUGAGAAAUUUUUUGGUUUUUUUUGUUUGAGAGGGACAUUUUUGAACAAAUAAACUCAACUGUAAAGUUUGUACAUAAAGAGAAUAAAAUAAGUUGAAUUAUGUUAA